Molecule: messenger RNA, 7904 nt
Organism: Toxoplasma gondii ME49
Lineage: Eukaryota; Apicomplexa; Conoidasida; Eucoccidiorida; Sarcocystidae
Exons: 7
Coding region: 1813-4605 (930 amino acids)
Molecular function (GO): metal ion binding
Source: RefSeq, a predicted model, not a curated record
CAAAGCCUUGCAAAAUAUUCGUCAAACGGGCAUUGCUCGUCCUCUAGAGCCCCCUCUUGGCGGCAUCGAAUCUCACAGGGGAGGGGGGGCCUCCCCGCGCCCUAGGGAAAGCAGAGAGGACACUGAACAUUGGGCAACGAAAGGGGGGCUUUCUCGGCAGGUGGCCCAUAUAUCUCCGGUUCGGAGUGUCGGGGAAUUCCAAAGGUACCUUGCUCGGUUCCCGUCGUUGCGGGGAAGUUGCAGAAAUGUAAACCUGAAACGGCAACGCUUCUGAUCCACUGUGUUUUCUCAUCUCUGGUCGAAACCUAAACACAUGCUUGCUCUGUGCGUCGGCAUCGUCCCCGCCGCCACAAUCGACGUGAGGGGGCGAAUGUUGUUCGAUGUUAGGUGCUGGAAAUUAUUGUUUGGGAAGUUCGCCGUUCUCCGAAUCCCGCUUUCUUUCACAGUGUUCGGGUUCUCCGCUCCAGCCCCAGUUGACGGAUGUAAGGCUGCAUCGAGGAUUCACGUGGAAGCAGUUCGGCCCCGCCCCAGCAGAGAGAGAAAAAAAACAGAUUUAUCCUCAUGAUCACAGGAUAGCUCUUGUUCUGUCACACGCUUCGCUGUCUGAACGCAGCACGCACUCCUUUCGAGGAAAAAACAGGAGUCCAGUGGACCGCGUGCUCCUGGCGUGCCCUGUUUUCCAAGCUGCCGGCAGAACAGGGAUCGAAGCUCCCCAUUCUGCUCGUCUGGGACAAGACUUUUUUCGAAGCGCUGCCGUACCUCGCAAAGAGCAUCCGGCAUCAGAAAUGGCUGUACAUUUUCUCGUGCUGCCAUGCGUCCAUCUGUGUUGCACCAUGCGUUUGUUUGCUAAACGUCGAGAAUCAACCGCAGAACGCUGGGGGCGGCUGUAACGUCUUCCCGGAGGUGCGAGUAGCUCUGUGCGUCUUCAUGGACCUAUCUGCAUAUGUGUUUGUAUGAAUCUGUGAAGAAGCAAAUAUGUAGAAAGGACUCGGUGACCCUAUUCACACGGAUGCGUUUAGACUGUAUACAUGUCUACGAACUUUGUUGCCCUCCUCUGUAAUGCUCCUCUGCUUUGAAUGCCAACUUGUCUAUAUAAAUUGACGUAUGCAUUAGUAUUCUACGUUUUAAGUGCCCCAAACAACAUUUCACGGAUUCCGAAAGACGGCAGGGCUGCGCAGGAAACGUUUAUGGUGUUCCCGCGUGUAACUUCUGAGGGGUCAACCGAAGCGCAAGUGCUGAGGUGACCGCCUGACGGUCGGGCUCUUUCCAGUUAAUAUGUGAACAGUAUACGUUAGUGCGUUGUUUUAUCACAUUGUUUCCGUGCCCACGAACUUUUGCAUGCAUUGUCUCUGUGGGGGUUCAAGAUUCUCGACCGUGAGCAAAAGACGCAUCCGGUACCACUCCUUCGUUUGUUCAUUCCCUGUCUGCACGAUUGAUUAACGGAAACGCGGUUCCGUCACACUUAGGACGUCUGUUUAUGGUGUACCUCCAGGCUUUUUAAGCUGAGUUUCAGGGGCCUCACCGUACGGUCCAGUGUGAGAGCUGAAGCAUUUCUGGCAUUGACAUCCAGCGUGUGUGUCGGCAUCGACCUGUUUGCAUUCGAGCUUCUGGAGAGCCGUCUGGUCGUUUUUUUUCUCACCGCUGGAUCGAGCGAUUGCAUAUUUCUCGAUCGUCUGUGCCUGCCCUGUGCUUUCCACGUUUUUUCCGGACCCCCUGUCCUCCAGCCUCGGGACCGCCGGAUUUAGGUUGCAACGUAUUCACCUCUGCGCCUGCAUCUUUGGCGUUCCAGGUGCUUUCUUCUGUGGCGGCAGCAUGGCAUCGUCUGGCCUCACCCAUUCCUGGGUGUCGUGCCCGCGAGGCGCGGCUCCUCACAUAGAGGGAAGGAGCGCCGCCUUCCAAGAGUCCCGAUGUGCAGACGACGCACUGGCAGCUCUCGCCCUAGAUUCAGCAGCUGGAGACCUGAGACAGGCGCACUCAGGCUCUCCGGGCCUGGGGGCCUCAUCGCAGAGAGGCCCUCAAACAUAUGGAGUCUCUCACACUGCUACUGCUGCCCACGCUUCCUUUCCAGCGGGCUCUCCGCUGAAUUCUCUCCGUAGCGCACCUUUCCGCAAUCUCAAGAGACAUAGCGGCGAAGAGUUUCUUACGAGGGCCGCAGCGGCCGGGCCUGCGGGUCUUCAGGGAGGAGCCCCGGGGGCGAAUGCACUCUACUGGGAAGGCGAGGACGAGGCCGGCCGCACCAGCGACUUGGCCGGGACGACAAAUGCGGUUUUCUCUGGUCUGUUGCAACACAGUGGAUCUGGAGACGGCUCCGACGGUGUCGACAACCAGUCUGAGUGGAAUAUGCUCUUGCGUGCGGAGCUUCAAAGCGCAACGGACGGGGAAGCCAGAAUUCGUGUGCGAGCAUUGCGGGACGACCAGAAAGCAGCGCUGCGGAACUUGUUGACGCUCAAGCAGCGUUCGCUGCAGGCGCAGCAGGAAGAGGUUGAGAAGCUGUUGGCGUCUCUCUACCGUGACUGUGACGCCACAUUCAGUGUCUCGGACGUCUUGGCCCUGGUCACCGAUAUGUCGUCGCUGGUUGUCCCGCCAUAUGCGGGUUCAUCUGGAGUUUCGUCUGCUCAAGCAAGCCAGUGCGUUGCCCCCCACCACCCACCGGGCAUUUCGAGUCCGCUCGGACCUCUGCGGCAAACCAGUCCUUCAAAAUCGCCUGCGGCUCAGAUGCCCAUCGGCGUUCUUGGCCUCUCGACUCUACGCGGCGGCGCCUCCACUGCUGGGACUUCAGCCACUGUGGGAACUGAUGCUUCUCAGAGUACCUAUGCAACACCUAAAAGCCAGCGAGGAUCAACCGUGAAGGAGGACGGGUUUUUCUUUUCUUCAACUGGGUCUCCCGUGAUGUCGACUCAGCAGCCUGGACAGAACGAGGGCGACUGCCUCCGCAGCGCGGGGAAAGAGAGCGACGCUGGACUGUCUCUCUCUGAAGCGUCGGACGCCCACCCGUUUCAUCGAAGAAACUCGACCCGAUCGAAAACCGCACCGCCCUCGUAUACACUCGACAACCUUGCGAGUCUGUUUUCUUUGAUCUGUGAAGACGCUGGCGCCGCCGGACCAAGCACGCAGGCACUUGCAGGCGCCCUCCGGGAAGGCCACUCGGCAGCCUCUGGCAACGAUGCGGGCUCGUCUCAGUCUUCUGUGCCCACUAGCUCUCCAGAAACGUCUUUCCUCCAAAGCUCGGCGUCUGCCUCCCAGCAAUUCGCCGCAAAUGUAGCGGCGUCCGACGCCAUCGCUUCUUUGCUGUUGAAGACACGAAACCGGCUCUCCGCGCUAGAGCUGAGAGACAGAAGGGUCCGGUUUGACGAGGAACACAGAGAGCCGAUGUUCCAGCGCCACAACACCCGGUCGGCGUCUCUGGGAGCGGCGCGCGUGUUUGCUGGUGGAGAGGACUUCACGAUGCCGACAGUGGGCAGGGCGUUGGCUGCAGCAGCUGUCGCAGCAGAGGCUGCAACUGCACACAACGGCGCAGAGUUUCUGGCCGAACAGAGGGCUCAGAUGGGAUCCAGUGAGAGAGCAGCUACUAUCGGUGGAAGCGCCGCACUCGGGUCGCCUCGCUCCUUGCAAAACGGAUUGUCUGGCUCUUCAGCGGCGAAUGCAUUGCUAAAUAUUGCUAAUGCCGGAGACAGGGCAUCCGAAGACAACUGGCUGCCCACCCAUCGAAGUACAGGAAACGCCUGGGAAGCACUCAAUGGAUCCUCGACCUCACAGGCGGGGGAGGCUUCUGGAGGCAAUGUGGCAUUUGCAAGACCCCAGAGACGAACUGUGACCCUGCCAGGAAGCACGAAAUAUAUGCAGCUUCAGUCGAUGGACGUUCAGUGCCUUCUGCAUCUCCAAGGUCGGUGCAAGCCCUGCGCCUUUUACUACAACCGAAAGGGCUGCCGUAACGGAGUCAACUGCGAGUUCUGCCACCACGAGGUUCACUCGAAAUUGACUUUGAAGCAGUGGAAGAAACAGCAGCAUAAGCUCAGCAAGCAGGGUCGUGUGGGGCUUGGAGCUGGAGAGAAUGACCUUGUGGCCGCAGCGGCAGCCGCUGCAGCGGCUGCGGCUGCUGCUGCUCGCGCUGGUGGGCUUAGAGCCGGAACAACAGCAGAACUCCUUGCCGCGUCGCCGUUGAGCACUGUGAACAACGGUACGCUGUGCUCUGGAUCUGCCGGAGGGUCAGGUUCGUGCGACUCUGCCACAGGUUUAGAGGAUGCAGUUAUGCGCACCUUGUUCGGCAACGGCGACCUCCCUCGAGGCCUGUCAGCUUUCUCCUCUGUGGGCGAGAACAGUUCUGGAACGAGCGGCAGAGACCAAGUGAUUGCUGGCCUGGACCUGUCCGAUGAAGACACAUCUGGUUGUACACCUGGCCCCACAGGCCCAACAUCUCGUCUGAGGGCAGCCUUGGCUGCUGCUGAAAGCGCCCGUGUAGCUGCAGCUGCGGCUGGAGCAGCUGUCAAAGACGGAGACUUGCAAUGCACGUCGGACGAGGGAGUGGAGAGGCCGAUCAGGAUGAGUGAAGAGUGUGUUGGGGGCUCCGCGAACUUGAUGUAUGCCGACAUGAGCAGUAACGCUUAAUAUGAUGACCCCGGCAAUGUAGCAACUGGAGCUGUCAAACCUGCCAGCCCCGCUGGUCGUGUCUUGCUGAGAUGAAAAUGAAGUUUAAUGUGGUGUACGGAAGCUUGUAGACUCGUCCGUGGGCACUCAGGAACAGAAGUGUUCACAGACGAAGACUUCCUUUCUUGUUCAGGCACUGGGUAGGAGUUGCUCGCUCUACACGAUCCAGCACGUGGUAACAAUGGCUGCAAGAGAUGGGGAUCAGAUUUGACGGGCCCCGCUAGGGCGGGGACGAGAGGGGAAUGUUGUGUGCUGUUUUGCAAAAAAUCGCCUGCUUCAGUUGGUGUCGUGAAGCAUGUUCGCGGUACCCAGCACAGCAGUAGCUCACCAGUAUCAGCAGCCGCAGAGUUUGAAUGAGUGAUAAGGCAAUGUAGAGAAGUUGUCACAAAACGCAGGACUGGUCGUGAUGGCUUGCCUCGUUUUUUGCCGCUUGGAAAUCUGGAGGACAACUGUGCUUCUGCCGGCCGCCUUCCGGGAGAGCUAAUGGAUGGCUGUGAAGGACGUAAAUGUUUUCGUCUGGUGCGCUGGACGCGAUUGGGUUCCCCAUCUGGCCAAUGCGGAGAAGCUUCCGUGGAGUGCCGCACGUAGAGGCAUCAACACAGUGCUCGCCGAGUGUGGGUGGCAGUAGACGCCCUCAGCCUGCCUGAAUGCAGUCACCGGCGAGACUGUGGCUAACUCCACAUGUGCUGUGAAAACCUGCAUAACGUCCGGCGCAUGUGGCGGACAUCCGUAGAUAUUUAACGCAAACAGCAGUUGGGCACCAUCGUUAUAUUCUACAACGUAUGGUGUCUGGCUACAUUGUGCGUUUUUACCUGCGCUCAAUGUGAGCCGGUGGUCCUCUCUCGUGGCACUACAAAGUUUGCCGUUUUGUUGUUAAGCAUUAAUACGCUCUAAGCGGCCCGUGCUGCGCUGCUGUAAUGUGCGCCCUGCUGGACUCUGUAUAUCCCACUUGUUAUGUGUCUGUCACGGCGUUGUGUCACAGCUCCGGUUCACUAACUCCCACCGGAUGUGUUGGUGUUUUCGGUCGGGCGCGUUGGGUGUGGUGUCCAACUGAUUUUCUCGUUUUGUGGUGACGUGUCUCACCAUCCAGCAAGUGAUUCCUAUAGUGGGACUCGUCAAGAGAAUGGUACCAGUCAGCAGGACCUCAUGCUUUCAAUUGAGGGAGCCCAGGCUGAUCCGUGAGAGGACUCUUCCCAGUGUCUGGGCGUUUUCUGUGAGGGAAACAGGGCUGUAGAAUGUUUAUUAUUUUAACCACAUUGUAUGAGGGAGCGUCGCUGUUGUUGUACUGUCAAUGACGUGAAUAGAGACUCCAUAUUCUGACUACGCUGCUUCCUCGUUCCCAAAUUGGCGCCUGAAGUGUCGUGUUGGUCGGGGUGCUUUGCCGGCUUCUACGCGUUUUCAUUGUUCGGCGACAGCACCUGAGACAUCGCGUUGUUGAGUGUUUGCCCUCAAAGCGGCGACAGCACACACCCUCUCCAUGUGUAUCAAAGCAGUAAUUGUUUUUCCAGAUCGUGCUUGUGAUAUAAAUGAUUGUUUGUGGGGUCACGAGCUGCAAUUGCCCGCCCAGCGACGCCUCAUUGUGGCGUGUAGGCAAUAUCAGGUGCCCCCCAAAGCAUUUGUGUGCAGUGCAAUCAAGUGUUUGUGCCAGUCAAGAUAAAACGGUGUGACGCUAGAUCUGCAGGUGACACGAAGACUCGUGCAUUCAGUUAUACCUGCGCAUGCAUGUCGCUGGGAACAUGUGGAGCCACUGCACUGGGAGGGAGCAACGACGAUGUGUCCAGAUUUUUUUCAUUUGUCGUCGCACGACUGUCUAUUCGCGAUCCAUAAAGAGUUCUAGUUUUGCGAUGGCAGGUGACGACAUCGUCUUCUUGCAGCCUUCUUGCCAUGGUUCUUUGUGUGAAGUUUGUGUGUCUGAACAUGCGCGCAAAUGUCCCUUCACUUGCACAGAAGUUCCGUCACAACUUGUUCUGCAGUGCCUCCAUGUCAUAUAAUCCACGAGAGACCGUUCUGCCACGGAACGGGUUUUUGUGUUUCCUGAGAUAGCAGACUUCCUUGCGUUAACCUUGUGGCGCUUCCGGUGCCACUCUCGUGUAGCCGUCACUGAUGUGGACUGGUCGUAACGUGGAUUAGUCAGCAUAGUUUCCGAAUAGAACGAGGCAACAGUCCACCUGCAUUGGUGAACAAUUAUCACUACUGCCGGUGCAGCUUGGGGGGUCCAGACAGCUUAGUUUGCACUGUAGCACGUCGCGUCAUCCAGUUUUAUAAUUCUAUGGAAGUGAACGCAAAGCAGCGGAGGUUGUUGUCGAUGGCGAUCGUCAGCGUGGAAAAGAAAGGCUGCGUGCCUAUCUCCCAAACGAGUUGUGUUUUCGAUUUGGAGGAUCUUCACGAGAGCUACGCCCAACGGCUCUUGGUAUUUCGGUGCAAGCGACACUGACAAAUAUCGCCGGCUGGCGCUCAUUCUCAGAUUUCAGUUUCUCCAGCUAGAAGGCGAGUAUACUGUGGACGCGUCCUCGCCAUGAGGCCAGUUGCGGUUAAAGUUGUGCACGCAGAUCAAGAGGAACCGUGUGUUUUCUCUGUAGAUUUGAAGCAUCGGCUUGUGAAAUUUGGCGUCAGCCCCUGCUGCGCCGUUGCUUUACGCUGCCGGGCGCGGUGUCGCCAGGGACACACAAACCCGUGUCAGAGCCGAAGAAUGACAUCUGAUGGACGAUCGUAGCAGUGGCAGUAGUCAUGGAGUAUGCGUUAGAACAGCGCAAGUAUUAUGUGCUGGUAAUGUACUUGAUAAAAGCGGGCUUCCGAAGAGCAGGCGGACGCUGAAAUGUAGAAACUGAACUGCUGCGCAUUCAAAAUGUUAGGGUGGCCGAAUUGUUUGCGUGUGGGGGGCGGAGGAGGCCGGGCCCGCGGUCAUUUACAUUGGGCCAGAGAAAGAACAGCGGAGGCUCCAACAAGGCUGAUUGCUCCAGCGUGUUCUAUGAAAUUCAUUGUAUGUCCUCAGAGCCCGUAGACGUGGAGAACAAUCGCGUGACACGCGUGAAAAACAGUACCGUUUGUCUUUUUGGAGCACCAUUCUAUGCUGAAUCUUCACUCGCUGGGCACCAAGCCUGCGUGAACUCGUGCCACGUUAGCACGGGCGAGUGCCCGGAACGACUCCUUGACUGGCCAGCGAUUCAAUCUGUGCUGGAUAAUCUUUGCAAAAAACGGUGUUUUGCAUGCACCUCGUGUGCAUCUGAAGCCUGACGCAUUGCUUGAUUUCUAGAUUCGCG